AUGACGUCGAUCGUUGCUGGAUGGAAGGAGCCCACUGGCCUCAAAUCCUCCUCCUCCUCCCCCUCUUUCAUCCGCAAACUCUACCUGGGUCAGGACGGGCUGGGAGACGAGGGAGUGCAGGCGCUGGCAGAGUUUCUGAGCAAGGACUGCAAACUGAACGAGCUGCGGCUGCACGACAACGGGAUCGGUAGCCGUGGCGCCUCCUCCAUUUGCUCCGUCCUUCACCUCAACCAGUCGAUGCGGGUGCUGGUGCUGGGGCACAACAGGAUCGGAGAGCUCGGGGCAGCGGCCGCUGGCCUCCUCCUCCGCUUCAACAGCAGCCUGACCGACUUGGACCUGAGCGGGAACGAGCUGAGAGACGAGGGAGUGAAGCUGCUCGCGGACUGCCUCCCGCAGAACAAGACGCUUCGGAACCUCCACCUCGCACGUAACCAGUUUGGUCCUAAGGGCGCAAAGGCGUUUGCGGAUGCCUUGACGGCGGGGGGCUCGAGCCUGUUCCGGGUGAACCUGGGGAGCAACAAGCUGCGGGCAGAGGGGGCGAAGCACCUUUCCUCGAUGCUCCUUAGCAAGAACCUUGAAAUCUCUCACCUUCACCUGGCCGCUGCAGACAUCGGGGACGAGGGGGCUACGAGCCUCGCUGAUGCAAUGAAGGAGAACCGAACGCUGUGCGCCCUCUACUUGCAGAGCAACGGCAUCAUGGACGCAGGAGCGCAGCAGCUGGCUGAGGCGCUGCGGGUUAACUGCACUCUGUCGGAGCUUCACGUGGACGGCAACAGCAUCUCCUCCAAGGGGGUUAGCGCGCUUGCCCUCGCCUCCGCCUCCAUGCCGCUCGUCCUCCGUCCUCUCCCUGUCGACAAGCGAACGGCCCUGGCCAUGGGGCUCCAUGCUCGACUCGGCGCUGACUCGCCCCUGUCCUCGCUGGACCGCAAGCUCGUCCGAGCGAUCGCGGACGCGGCGGCUGUGGAGCUGUCGAGAAAGCUGAGGCUGUCGGCAACCACGAGCAAGUGA
Guillardia theta CCMP2712 is the source of this 1008-nucleotide messenger RNA. RefSeq lists its product as hypothetical. The transcript is spliced from 2 exons. Gene Ontology annotation, molecular function: protein binding. The record is from RefSeq and is a predicted model, not a curated record. The coding region runs from base 1 to 1008 and encodes 335 amino acids. Lineage: Eukaryota; Cryptophyceae; Pyrenomonadales; Geminigeraceae.